AUGUCAAUAGUGGUUCAAGAAAAGGAAGAUAAUAUCUAUUCACCGGAGAAAGUGGUCAAGAAUGCCCCACCAAAGUAUCUUGGAUUCGUUGCAGGAAUGUUUUCUGGGGUAAUGAAGAACAUUGUGGGUCAUCCAUUCGAUACAAUUAAAGUGAGAUUACAAACUGCAUCGGAUGGCAAGUUUAAGGGACCUAUGGAUUGUGUGUUUAAAACAGUAAGAAACGAAGGUGUCAGAGGUUUCUAUAAAGGGUUCACUCCUCCAUUGGUAGGUUGGGUUUUGAUGGAUUCAGUAAUGCUUGGGUCAUUGCAUGUCUACAGGAGAGUAGUUAAGGAUACUUUUUAUCUGGAAGAGAAGAAGUUGCCAAUAUUAGGGCACGUCAUAGCAGGAUUGGGAAGUGGAUUGACUGUGUCCUUUGUAGCGGCACCAAUUGAACAAUUUAAAGCCAGACUUCAAGUUCAAUAUGAUGCAAAUACUAAAAUAUAUUCUGGACCUGUCGAUGUCGCUAAAAAAUUAUAUCAGACCACGGGCAUUAGAGGUAUCUACAGUGGGUUACUCUCAACUAUGAUAUUUAGAACAAAUUUCAUAUUCUGGUGGGGUUCAUACGAGUUAUUUACGCAAUGGUUUGAAGAUAACACCAAACUUUCAAAGCCUGCCAUUAAUUUCUGGUCCGGAGGAUUAUCAGCAACUGUUUUUUGGAUUUUUGCAUAUCCUGCCGAUGUAGUCAAACAGACUAUCAUGACAGACAACCCAAUAAGAUCAGAGAAGAAAUUCCCUAGAUGGAUUGAUGCAGUUAAAUACAUUUACAAUACAAAAGGCCUAGGAGGCUUUACAAGAGGUUUUGGUCCUUCGAUCUUGAGAUCCUUCCCUGCCAAUGCCGCUGCUUUGGCUGCCUUUGAAGCAGUAAUGAGAUUUUUGCAUUAA
Messenger RNA from Debaryomyces fabryi, 921 nucleotides. RefSeq lists its product as uncharacterized. The transcript has a single exon. The record is from RefSeq and is a predicted model, not a curated record. Gene Ontology annotation, biological process: transport. NCBI's taxonomy places the organism in Eukaryota, Fungi, Ascomycota, Pichiomycetes, Serinales, Debaryomycetaceae. Bases 1 to 921 code for a protein of 306 amino acids. Gene Ontology annotation, molecular function: transmembrane transporter activity.